This is a messenger RNA of Porites evermanni, 1875 nucleotides long. Lineage: Eukaryota; Metazoa; Cnidaria; Anthozoa; Scleractinia; Poritidae. The record is from the annotation of a GenBank genome assembly.
AUGGAGUUUUCGAACACCCGACCGCAUCCCUCUGUGUUGAAACAUUCCGCUGUCAAACGAGUAGGAAAAAAGAAAUCGACGGCGACGCAUUCUACAGACAGAAGAACUUCUCUUGGAUCGAAAUCAAACAGGAAUCCAAACUUCAAUCAAGGAAAAGAGAAGUCCACCAGAAGAAGCUACCAAAGAACUUAUCGUCCGGUACUGCGACCUACAAAAUUACGCACUCGUUUUAAUGUGAAAUCCAAAAGUUACCGAAGCUUCAAACAAGAAAAACAAGCAGAAACAGCAACUAUAACCUCUGUAAAGCCUACAAUCAUCAGCGCUCUCACAACGCUGCUGGACCCACAAAGGCCUGAAAGAACAGCCUUUUCAACAAUUCAGACCCCUCUGAAUCCUACUGAAAAAAGCACUUAUUUUACAUUGAAAUCAUCGACCAACCCAAGCUUCAUUCAAGAAGCAACAACGACCUCGAAGCGUCUAACAGACACUAGUACUCAUCGGCUGACUUAUUCGUCUUUGAAAUCAACUCAGGCAAGCUUCACAGCAAGAACAAGCACUGCGACCUCUUUGAAUCCUACAGACAUUAGCACGCAUUUUAAGUUGAAAUCACAAAAUAACCCAAGCUUUAACCGAAAGCCAACAACGAACUCGAAGCAUCUAACAGAUAUCAGCAAGCAUCGGCUGAUUUAUACUCAUUCAGAAUCUUUGAAAUCGCAAACUCAACUGAGCUCCACAGCAAGUUCAGCAAGGAAUCCUACCUCUUUGGACACUGUAAGCAAAAACACUUAUGCUGAUUUGAAAACAAAUAAAAAUUAUCCAAGCUUAUCUGAUCUACCAGGGAAAAGAAUUCCAACGACAGAAGCUACAGGCCCCCGUGUUGUAUUAAUUUACACGGCAUUUUUUGGGUCCAACCCAUGGAAAGGCUUGGAAAAUUCGCAAAGUUGGACACAUUUUAAAGGAAAACCUUGUCCCGUCCAAAACUGCGUUGUAAGUUACAAAACAGAAGAGUUUUCUUCAAGCAACGUGGUGAUAUUCCACGGUAGAGAUAUGCCAAAUGUAAAUACGCUUCGCGAGCUACACAACAAAAGACCCCCUAAACAAGCCUGGGUCUAUUUUAUCCUCGAAAGCCCUGCCCACAGCCCUGAUGCUAGGCAAUACGGUGGAUUAUUUAACUGGACAAUGACUUAUCGUAGGGAUUCGGAUGUUUAUUUCCCAUAUGGAUUCUUUAAACCUCUACAAGCUGACGAUGAGAAGCCACAAGCAUCUAGAGAUUACUCUCUUGGGAAAGACAAGUUGGUUGUGUGGACAGUUAGUAACUGCGCAGGGAAACGGUUCUCUUACGUCAAUAAACUAAAGCAGUUUGUACAGGUGGAUAUUUUUGGUAGAUGUGGCGGGGGAGGUUGUGCUAGAAAUUCAGGUGAUUGCUCCAGGAUUCUUCAAUCCUACAAGUUUCAGCUUGCUUUUGAAAACACCGAGUGUCUGGAUUAUGUGACAGAGAAGUACUGGGGCUCCCCCCUAGAAAAUGGUAUUGUUCCUAUUGUAAUGGGGGGAGCUGACUACAAGAAAAUUGCUAUUCCAGGGUCUUAUAUCAAUGUAUUGGACUUCCCUUCUGUUAAAGCACUUGCUGACUAUUUAUUGUACCUGGACAAGAACAGCACUGCAUAUAAUGAGUACUUUAGCUGGAAGGGAAAGUACAAGUUGGGUGGUGUUCUCCAGAAUGGUUUAGAUGGAAACUAUCAUUGGAUGUGUGACCUCUGUGCACUUGCAAACAAUGCAAGUGUUAGAAACAACGUUUAUGAACAUCUGGAACAAUUCUGGUCCAAGGAACAAUGUAAUUUGUUUUCUGAAGAAUUUAAUACAAUUAUUUCUCGCUAA